Rhipicephalus sanguineus (brown dog tick) is the source of this 793-nucleotide messenger RNA. RefSeq lists its product as uncharacterized. The transcript is spliced from 4 exons. The coding region runs from base 131 to 601 and encodes 156 amino acids. NCBI's taxonomy places the organism in Eukaryota, Metazoa, Arthropoda, Arachnida, Ixodida, Ixodidae. The record is from RefSeq and is a predicted model, not a curated record.
CGUCUGCGUUGGUUCUCGGGUGUCUGAUCGUCAAAAGGAGCUUCUGCUGGCUUUUGUGAGAGAGCAUCCACAGAUCGCGACGCUGUCGUGCCCGCUGAAGCCGUCGUUCACGAGGGAGGACCGGGACGACAUGUGGCAGGAGCUGGUAGCGCUUUUGAACGAAGUCCCUGCGCGUAACACCACAGCCUUGCCAAACUCCGAGAGCAGCAGAGAUGGUUCCCCCAGAUCAGAGCCUGCAAGCAUGUGCACUAUCUGGGGACUUCCGUCGCCUGCACCGCCAAGGUUCUUGGUCGGGAACAACUUCCGCGGCUUGCAGGUGAGCCCUGCUCCAGCUGCUGCUGGUGUGGCUGAAGAGGAUGUGGCCCAGGACCUUCCCCGUGCCACAACUCCUCAUGCCGCAGCUGCGAGAUGGGGGCAACCGGCAGGCCGAGGCACUGGAGUUACUAGCCGCAAACACCAGGCGGCAGGGCCAGGCAUCAUUGGAAAGCUGCGCCAGGUUCAACUUCUCGGUGACGCGGUCCACAAAUUGCAAGGCGUUGGUACCCUCGCCUGGGCCCUCACUGCAGCGGAAGCCACCUGCACAGUGAUUUGUAAAGACUAGUUGUACAUAUAUGUAGAUUUAUUUUUGUUCACACCACGAGUUGUGAUACGCUGGUUUGCUUCAAUGGUGCCCUGCAAUUUUUUUUCAGUUAAUUUUCUUUUUCUGCAUAUCAGAAGCACUGAUGUGCUGUUUCAUUGUACAUAACACAGUGUAGCUCAGUGGUAAAUCGUGUCCUGCAAUGUCAUUUUUUAA